This is a messenger RNA of Fopius arisanus, 1335 nucleotides long. RefSeq names its product ras-related protein Rab-38-like. The coding region runs from base 464 to 1180 and encodes 238 amino acids. The transcript is spliced from 6 exons. Gene Ontology annotation, biological process: phagosome-lysosome fusion; endosome to lysosome transport. The record is from RefSeq and is a predicted model, not a curated record. Gene Ontology annotation, molecular function: GTPase activity; GTP binding. NCBI's taxonomy places the organism in Eukaryota, Metazoa, Arthropoda, Insecta, Hymenoptera, Braconidae. Gene Ontology annotation, cellular component: trans-Golgi network; lysosome; Golgi apparatus.
AAAACGAAGAGUAUCAGCAUGAUUAAAAAAUUGUAAUAAAUUCUUCAGUUUCAAUAAUAAAAAAUCGUUAAAAGGGAUAAAUGCCAACUGCCAAUUGUCAAUUGCCAUCCGAGGGUAUGGAUUGUGAUAAAAACAAGGCCUCCAGUUGGGAGAUAAAAUUCGAACGUGGCAGUUACAAUUGUUGUAAUUCAAUUGCGAUUGAGAAUCGAAAAGCGACGAACGAUAUCAGGAGUCGAACAGUCGCCAGUUGGGUUCGUUCAAAGAUACACUUUCCCUUUGCCGACAAUUAUUGCUUAUCGACAUUCUUCGACUGUCGACAUGAUCGCAGUUCCAACGUUCAUAUAACCUCAUUCGAUAGGCGCGAACACCUGCGCGCCCAAAACGUGUCUUUGUUUACAUUAAAUUAAAAUAACAAUUGGCAUUUAAAAAAUUGUGGGAGUGUGCAGUUUGAAACGGUGGGAAAAUGAGUUUUCGCAAGCCCAGGAGAGAUUCCGAUGUUAUUCUCUCAAAUUUUAAUCAUAAGGAGCUGCUCUUCAAGUUUCUUAUCAUCGGUGAUUACGGGGUCGGGAAAACUGCCAUUGUCAGGAGGUACACGGAAGGAAAAUUCUCGUCCAACUACAAGAUCACGAUUGGUGCUGAUUUUGCGAUUAAAACUCUCGACUGGGAUCCGCACACAAAAAUAAAUCUGCAAUUAUGGGACAUCGCAGGCCAUGAGAGAUUUGGAUAUAUGACAAGAGUCUACUAUAAAUACGCAGUUGCAGCGGCACUAGUCUUCGAUAUAUCUCGAGUUGCAACAUUUCAAUCCGUUAAGAAGUGGCUGAGCGACCUGCGUGAAAAGGUCACGUUGCAGGACGGUUCUAAUAUUCCAAUAGUACUACUUGCAAACAAAUGUGAUAUUCACCAUGCUGCAAUACCUACAGAGCAAAUAAUCAAAUUCUGUAAGGAGAAUAAAAUUGGGAAAUGGUUUGUUACGUCGGCUAAAGAAAAUAUGAAUAUCGGUCGUGAGAGUGGGGUAAACUUCGACCGAUUGGAACAUAAUCCUUCGCGAAUUAUGGAACCAACUCAGCACAACACAACAUAUCAAUCAACUGACAAUGAUUGUCGCCUCCAUCCGGCAAAUUUAUGCCGCAAUUCUAAAAAUAAAUAUUCUACUCAAAUGUACAAAUGUAACUAUCACUAACUCGAGAGGAAAUAAUCGCUUAAAAAUUAUUUGAUAAUUUUCAAAUGUAUAUUUUCAUGCUUGAAUUUUGUACAUACACGAGUACCCGUAAUUAUAUGUAAAUAGAUGUAAAAUUCAUACGUAAAAUAGUUGAUAAUAAAAUCAUUCAAUAUUUA